GACUGUACAAGAAAUCGGGCAAGUUAGUAUUUCUUGGACUGGACAAUGCUGGCAAGACAACGCUACUGCACAUGCUCAAAGAUGACAGAUUGGGACAGCAUGUGCCAACUUUACAUCCAAGUGAGUAGAUAUUUUAUAGUCACAUUUGUAUCAUUUUUCUAUAAACGUAUCCAUCAAGAGCUAAGGGAACAGACGGCAGCUUAUGAACAGGCCUAAUAGUUCAACAAAUCAAAUCAAAUCAAAUUGUAUUGGUCACAUGCGCCGAAUACAACAGGUGCAGAUAUUACAGUGAAAUGCUUACUUACAGCCCUUAACCAACAGUGCAUUUAUUUUUUACAAAAAAAGUAAAAAUAAAACAACAAAAAAAGUGUUGAGAAAAAAAGAGCAGAAGUAAAAUAGAAUAACAGUAGGGAGGCUAUAUAUACAGGGGGGUACCGGUGCAGAGUCAAUGUGCGGGGGCACCGGCUAAUUGAGGUAGUUGAAGUAUGAUCCAAGUAUGAUCUUCUAAGACUAGACUAAAUCCAAAAAAUAGUGCCUAAAUGAACACUGCACUGGCUACUUUUACUCUUGUCCUACUUAUUUGAUGGUUACUCAAUUGGCUGAGCUUGUGUAGUAGUUUCCCAAUGUAACCAUGACCCAUUUUACCCACCAGCCUCGGAAGAGCUGACGAUCGCUGGCAUGACCUUCACCACCUUUGACCUUGGAGGCCAUGCACAAGGUAUGUAUGUGUGCCUGACUGUCUGUGUGUGAGAGAAAGUUGAUUUGUGGUUCCCAGCAAAACUGCACUGCAAUCAUUUAUCUUGCUUUGUGCGUGUUUUCAAACAGCUCGCAGAGUGUGGAAAAACUACCUCCCCGCCAUCAACGGCAUAGUCUUCCUUGUGGAUUGCGCGGACAUACCGAGAUUGGCUGAGUCCAAAACAGAACUUGAUGUGAGUAUCAUCGAUUCACAACCACAUUGAAAAAGCCCCAUGAAUAAGAUGAAUGGGACUGAAAACUAUCACAUUUCAAUUUAAAACCCACCAUAUAUGUUCUAUUGAAACAACAAAUGGCCUUUUCAUAAGCAGUUAAUCCGUUUUGUACUGAUUGCUUUGGAUAUGUGCCAUGAAAGAAUGGUUUCUUUACCGUUUCCAAAGUCAUGAUAACUGCUCAAAGUUAGUCUGUUGAAAUGAAGGCAUGCCUUGCCCUUUAAUGGGUAGAUAAUGUCUAAGAUCAUGACAUGUUUGGUGGGGAGUAAUGUGAUAACCUAACCAUACAUCUCUGUCCUGUGGUACACACAGGCACUAAUGACAGAUGAGACCAUUGGAAACGUGCCUAUCCUGGUCCUCGGCAACAAGAUUGACAGACCAGAAGCCAUCAGUGAGGAGAAACUGCGUGAGCUGUUUGGAUUGUAUGGACAGACAACAGGCAAGGUGAGGAGAUUACUGUGCCACCCACGUUUCUUUCCUCACAGUGCAACUACUGAACUGUACAACAAAUCACGAGUUUCACCUUGUCAGGUCAUGUUGGAAAACUGUUGGCCCUAACAGUAACCAAAGCAGUAUCCAGUUGAAAAGCAUACCUCUAACAUAGAUAAGGUUUUUAAAACAAAGGAAGAACAAAAACAGAGCCACAGGUGGUUAGAACAACCAUGCAUUUGAAUGUUGUUCCCUGACAUUGUUCUUCUGGUCUCCAGGGCAACAUUCCAAUGAAGGAGCUGAACACGAGACCACUGGAGUUGUUCAUGUGCAGCGUGCUGAAGAGGCAGGGCUACGGGGAGGGCUUCCGCUGGCUCUCCCAGUACAUCGAC
Molecule: messenger RNA, 1786 nt
Organism: Coregonus sp. 'balchen'
Lineage: Eukaryota; Metazoa; Chordata; Actinopteri; Salmoniformes; Salmonidae
Source: the annotation of a GenBank genome assembly